This is a messenger RNA of Emiliania huxleyi CCMP1516, 1986 nucleotides long. RefSeq lists its product as hypothetical. Gene Ontology annotation, molecular function: DNA-binding transcription factor activity. The record is from RefSeq and is a predicted model, not a curated record. Lineage: Eukaryota; Haptophyta; Isochrysidales; Noelaerhabdaceae. Gene Ontology annotation, cellular component: membrane; cytosol. The transcript has 20 exons. The coding region runs from base 1 to 1986 and encodes 661 amino acids.
AUGGCGGAGGCUUCCAGCGUGGUGCCGCUCGUGGUCACGCCCGAGUACGGCCUCGUCGUCCUCGUCGGCGUCGCCAUGUUCCUGCUGCAGCAGAUUGUGCUCGUGCUCCCCGUCGUGAAGCAGCGAAUCAGCACCGGGAUCAAGGCGCCGACGCUCUACCCGCGCGACGGGCAGAUCAAGGAGCUGAAGCUGGCGCCGUACCAGGUGGAGAACUACAUGCGCGCGCAGCGGGCGCACCAGAACAACGUCGAGUUCACCUCCGUCUUCAUGGCGCUGUUCCUCGUCACCGGCGCUUGGGUGGUGCUCUUCCGGCUGCUCGGAGGCGUCGGGUACCUGUUCGGCGUGAGGCAGAUCGGCUCGCUCUUCCACCUGGGAGAGCUGUACAUCCUCUACCUCGCAGCGACGCAGGCGUACGCCCUCGCCACGCCCGCGCUGCCCGGCCUGCUCGCCGCCUGCUCCUCGGCCGUCGCCGCGAUGCGGGAGGCUGCCCCAAAGGAUUUGGACGAGGUCAAGGCGGGCGCCGCCUUCGCCGAGGGCUGGGAAAAGCUCUUCCAGCUCGCGGGCAGCGAGCCGGUCUCGUAUGCCAAGGAUGCAAUCAUGCAGGACGGAGAGGCGCAUGAGUUCGUCUACCGGUUGCAGCAGGGCUCGGUACGGGUGGAGAAGGGCGACCCGCGCUUCAGCGCGAGCCGCACCGCCGUGGUCAACAUCCUCUCUCCGGGCGUCACCUUCGGAGAGAUGAGCUUCCUUGACGGCACCGCUAACACUGCGACACCGCAGCCCCAGCGCAGCCACAACACCCAAACCCGCCACAAACCACAAACCUCCAGCUCCCGCGCCUAUCCUGCCGCCCGCCCCACCGCUCCCCUUCGCACCUCUGCUCCAGGUGCUCCCGCCUGCGCCACCUGCGUCGCCGACUCGGACGACGUCUCGGUGGUCCGCCUCUCCCGCGCGGCGCUGGAGGGCGUGCUCGAGGCCGAGGCAAACCUCGGGCGCGACUUCUUCUGCCAGAUGGCGAUCGAGGUCACGCACCGGCUGCAAAAGGUGUCGACGGCGAUCGCAGAGACGGGCGAGGCGCCACGCGGACUCACGCAGCCGGCGGACGCGGCGCUCCCCAUCUCCGCCAAGAAGCUGCUCAAGGUGCGCCACCGGCUCGGCGUGCCCGACACGGAGACGAUGGCCUUCAUGUGCGCGGCGACGAUGGUCAACCCGUCCAAGCGGCGGCUGCACGGCACGAUGUACGUCUUCGAGACGCUGGUCGGCUUCGUGCACAAGAUGUUUGGCAUCAAGCAGCAGGAGUCCGUCUCGUACCGCCACGUCUCGGAGGUGCUGCGCGAGACCUUCACCCUCAAGAGGGAGGACGGGGGCAUCGAGCUCGUGCUCUCGGUCCCCAACCGCUCCUACCUCUUCUAUCCCGCCGCCGUCGACGAUGCCUUCGACGCCAUUCACCGCUGCCGAGACCAGUUUGUGGCCAAGCAGUCGCGGCAGGCGCCCGCACCCGUCCCGUCGCCUCGCUUCGAGCAGGACCCGCACUCCGAGGCGUCGCAGGCGCUGGUCGAGGAGAGCUCCGCUGUCUUCCUCAAGGAGUCGACUUCCGUCUCUUCCGGCUCGUCGAGGUCGGAGCGCUCCACGCCUCGCGCCGCGCUGAGAGCAGACUCGUUCGGCGGCCUCGCCCUCGCCAAGGUGGUGGGCACUGCGACGCUGGAGAGGUACCGGCCGGGCGACGUGAUCAUCGCCGAGGGGUCGCAGCCGGCCACCCUCUUCAACUUGGCGCGCGGGCGCGUGUCGUCGGCCAAGAUCCUCACGCUGUACGAGGGGGCCAUGUUCGGCGAGAUGUCCUUCCUGAGCGGGGGCAAGGCGUGCGCCACCGUGGUCGCAGAGGUGGAGAGCGAGGUGUGGCAGAUCCGCGCGCCGGCCGUGGAGUCGAGCCUCGCUUCGCUGCCGCUCAACGAGCAGGCGCCCCUCGCAGCGAGCGGCUGGGCUGCGUGA